AUCAUAUUUUUAGAUACACAUGGCCAGUAUAAACGACGACUGUUGACUGGUUAAUUAUGAUUGAUUAGGAUUGAUGCGAUAACGGAAUUCAUAUUAUUAUAAACUAGCUACAGUACAUUUAAUUUAUUAUACUUACAGCAAGAAUCCCAAUUGCGAUACCCCAAUGCAAUUCAUGACGCAAAAAAUGAGUGAGCAAAUCAUUUAUUAUACUCAAACUUGACGAAGUAUUGCUAAUUACAAGAGCAGUAUUAUGUAAUAUAAUAACCAUUAACUGCUCAUUAACUAAAUACCCCAUGGCCACGUGGUAACGCCCCUGUCUUGCAACCCUGAGGUCCCAAAAUCUAGCCUCGGCUCGGCCUGUCGGCCACAUUAGUUAUGUAGUGAUUGGUCAUAAGAUUAUUUCUAUGCCAUUUGCUCCCUACCUCUGAUUCAAGUAUGGAAGUUGUCAGUUACUUGUGGGAGUAUGUGCACUAAGUACUGGUAAACCGUUCAGGUCGGCUGAUUCUGCGCAGGAACAGUGUGAGCAGGUUAAUUGACCGCUGUGAUAUGACUGAUGUAAUGUUGAAAAAGCCUUAAAACCCAUUAAAACAAACAAACAACUAAAUACAUGUUAAUAGUAAUAGCAAUGUACAAACUAUGUAUGCAUUUAUGUAAGCCAUUGUCGGGUCGUUUUUUCAUCUCUAUUGCAGGUGUUUUCGACAUCGAAGCACGUGAUCAGCUAUCGGGACGUUAGCUGCUUUUGCAAGGCGCCAAUGGCAUGCAACUGUUAUUCCCCAACGAGUCACAGAUGCUACAGCCCACGAGUGACCAGCCUCUGCCACCCACAAGUGACCAGCCUCUGCCGCCCACGAGUGACCAGCCUCUGCCGCCCACGAGUGACCAGCCCCUGCGGCCCACAAGUGACCAGCCUCUGCCGCCAACAAGUGACCAGUUUCUGCCACCCACGAGUAACCAGCGUCUGCCAUCCACAAGCGUCUUGUCAGAUAUCACAGUUGAUGACAGCCUUCUCCAUCAGUAUUGUGUGGUGAAGUACGAUAGCGUGCCUUAUCCUGGGUUAAUCACGAACGUCGAGUCUAACGGUGACGGUCUUGAAGUCAGUGUAUUACAUAGUGUUGGUGACAGUAGGUUCUUCUGGCCAAGGAUGGAGGAUGUGUGUGUUUAUGCAAUGGAUGAUGUGCUCACGCUGAUUCCGCCUCCCAAGAAAAUCACGCGCCACUACCAGGUGGACAGUGAGAUUUGGAGAAAUGUAAAGGAUCACCUGAACAUUUAAUCCAAUGCAAUUAUGUUACUGUUUGGUUUCAAUUUGUUAAGACGUAUUUGUGUUAAUUACUUUUUUAUCAUACUGUGACAUAUUACGCGCAAACACUUUCUUCUGCAUUUUUUUGCCAUAAAAAUGCACAGUGUGUUUAACACUAUUCACCUGUUGCGUGAAUGCAGCUAAAGUAUUACUCCUAUACCUACUUGAUUCUCUAUAUAGAUCUGAGACUUAUGUAAUUCAUUCAUAUUUGUGUAAUGUCGCCUUAGAAGUAUUCAAAAUUGGAGCCCGCGUACAUAACAAGUAGCGUUAUAUCCAAAUCCUUGUGUAUCCAAUAUAUGUAGACUACGUGACAUGCACCAGGAUGUUGUGUUGACAGCAUCACGUUAGUCAUUAUUUCUAGUGCUGUAAAAUCUAUUCUUGCAUAAAAACUACUUUUUUCACUGGAUCCGCCCAUGUAUUAACGGGAGAAAAAUCGUGUGCAAACAAGGCAAUUCACGUGCUGUAAAUACCGGAGUUUUACGUUUGAAAUGCUUUCACCUGGACGUAAAUGUAUUUCUGUGCAGAUUGACAUCAGGUAUCUGGGUCUUGUUUCUUUCAUAAAAACCUCUUCUUAAAGCAUAAAAGAUGCAAUCUAAACCAUAGAAUGUUGUGCUGUAUCGGUAACUAACGCCAAAUGCGCUUCCCCCAAUAAUGUCCGUACUCGUUUCUUCCCUUGUUUACUCCCCUUUUAAAACUCGGCGUCGAUUCAGAUUUUGUAGACAACCGUGAAUGUUAAAGAAUCGCGUGUAACCUGUGCGAUUCUUUGUUUUUAGGAAUCUUAUUUAUAAUUUUGGUAAGUAUCAGUUGGUAUGUUUUUAUCUAAUCCAAGAACAACAGAGAAUGGUAAAUAAAAAAUGUACCGGAAUCGCCAAGUCAUCACAUAUGAAAAGAAUACAUAAAGUCGUCGUGUAAUGUUUUUUUAUGCAAGAAUAACGACAAUACACGUUUAUUGUGUCGGUCUCGGUCAACAAUCCCUCUGGCUUCUGCAGACGUUAAUACACAAAAAAACGUGUAUUAUCCCUACAGUAUCAUUAAAUCUACAUCUCGUUAAUUUGGACUUGUCAGUAGAAAAUUCCCACUAUCAUUGAAAAAUAGAAUAACGAACCGCAUUUAUUUUCCGACAUGUAACAAUACUAGUAUACUAAAAGACUCGAUGAUUUUAUUUAAGUUUCAGUUUCUCAGUUUGAUUUAAAAAGCCAGAAAUACAAUGAUUAACUAAAGUAUAAUGCUAGUCACUGACAUUAAUUUAGCGUCAGAUCUGUCUUCAUUUCACAUUGUGUGGCCAAACCUCACUUUUUAACACAAGUGUGGUACUGCUCAUACCCUUUUUGCUUCGGUUGAAAACCAAGCUAUACGCAUAAUAAUAACGCAUAAUAAUAAUAUGAACUAAGGCACCGCCUAGCAUGGGGAUUUAUCUUUUAUAGAUCUAUAUCAACUUACAAAGAAAUAUUUAACACUCAAAAGAAAGUGAAACCUCGCUCUUUAGUUUACAUUCAGUGUCAUCAUACCUCUUACAGCGAAUAUCAUAUUUUGCAAAGUUUAUGGGAAGCCGUGACGGUGACGUCAUUCACCGCGUUCUCGCACUGGCUUUAGGAAUUUUUUUGUUUGUUUGCACUCCUCGCAGAAACGUGACGACCUUUACACUUACUUGCUGUUUUAAAAGUGUUUUUCAGUUGCAUGUACAGUUUUCAUUACGAAAAAAAUAAGUAAAAGAAGCAUGUUGGUGCGGUUUACGAAUUUCUUUGACUGAUUCGGUGUGAUCGGAUGUUCAUGCAGACAACCAGUCUGCGGCGUGUACAUAAACCGGAACCGGAAAACAUCGAAAAAAUUGCCUCAGUAUAUGCUGACAACAAAGACGAAUAACUAUAUACGGACGUUACCGUCUCGGGGAUUUUCAUCCCC
Molecule: messenger RNA, 3199 nt
Organism: Mercenaria mercenaria
Lineage: Eukaryota; Metazoa; Mollusca; Bivalvia; Venerida; Veneridae
Exons: 3
Coding region: 758-1270 (170 amino acids)
Source: RefSeq, a predicted model, not a curated record